AUGUUUGUUGUGAGUAGUAUACGGAGGUCUAUGUCGACACUCAUUUUUGUUCUUUUUGUGGUAUUAGGAUGUUUCGUUUCGCUUUCAAACCAGUGUGACAAGAAUAGUGACUGUAAAAAUGGCUACUGUAGAGCGGGUAUGUGUAUUUGCAAUCCAGGAUGGUGGGGAAAUCUUUGCCAGUUUUGUCGCCUCAGGUAAGAUGCUAUGUUCUUGAGUUGUUUGUCCAUUAUAUCAGCUUCGAUUUCCUUGAUUUAUUACCUAGAAUUGGUUAUUUUAAAAUCAUGUAUAUUUAAGUAUUACACUAUAUGUGCGACGCUUUGUGUUAGAAAAUCUGUGUUGCUUUUAUUGAUUAGUCUGUCGCCUCAAAGAAAGUGCUAUUUUGGUCCAACUGUAAGCUUAUGUAAUAUUAUGUACUGUCAGCUGUGCAGAGAUGAAUUCUUUGGAGUCUUAAAUCUAAGAAAGUCACUUUUCGAGUUUGCAAUUCUUGAUUUACCUCUCCCCAAGCCAAAAAGAAGGAGGUCGUCACAACCUUUUAUGGUAAAGUUGUGUUGAAACAUAGUUGUUAAUUGACUAGUAUUAAAAUUUUCCUGAAUUUUCUCUUAAACGGAAAUGUGUUUGUUUAAAAAUUAGUGAAGGCAAGUCGAAAGUUAAUAACUUUUUUUUAAAGAUGAAUUAUUCUUAAUCUUGGAUUCAUGCAGGAAGUUUUCUCUAACUAAGAAAUCCCGAUUUCAGAUAGGCUGACAAAAACAACCGUGUGUCAACACGAUUCGUCGGCAAAAACUUAUAUUGACAUCGAUGGAUGGUUUGUUUUAAGUUGACUUCGCUUUGUGAUGUUUGUAUGUUCUUGUUAGUGUGUACAGUGGUUUUUUUUGAGGGCUAAAAAAUAAAAUACAAACCUCCAUGAAAUUUGUUAGACAUAAUUGCAAGAUUCCUUUUGAUUUUGAAAGAUGCAUUUGUUAACUGUUAUUUUCAUUAAAGGAGACAUUUACUGCAUAUGUUUUGGUCCAAAUGCAAACCAGUCAGAAUUUUUCUUGCACUGGCUUUAAUCCUUUCUGACAUAAUUGACAAAUAGAUUCCAUGCGGCUGUCACAGAUGACAUCAAAAUGUGGUGAGAACUUUAAAAAGUGGCAUGCAAGGCACAGCUGUGUGUGUCACUGAUGUUCUCAUCACAUUUUGACUUCUUCUUUGAUCUAUGACAACACAGAAACACAACAACUUGGAAUAUAUUUGUUCUAAAUAAUAAAAAAAGCAGAAUGCCUGCAAUGUUGGCAUUAUCAGUGCAUCUGUCCUCCAACAGAUCAUAAAGCAAUCAUGCAAAAUGUGUGUAAGAUUCAGCUUCUGGCAUAAUGAAACACCCAGUAACAGUCACUUCUCAUCCAUGAUCACCUUCCCACAACAGCCACUUUUUUUUCUCUUGACAAUUGGUCGUUACUUUCAUUCCAAUUCUAACCCUUCUAUAUAGCCACCUAUUCCCAACAGCAGGUAAGACUUAAAGGGUCUCAACCACCAAUUAAAACAACUUCAUGACAAUGGUCAAUUCAUCAGUGUCUUGCUAUGAUAUAGCAAAAUAAUUGAUCAAUCAUCCAACCAGAUAGUCCGUGACAGCUGUAUUCAAAUCUUUUGGAGAAAAUACAGCAUCCGCAAUACCAAAGGUAAUAUUCUGCAAGCCAGACAGUUCACUUUACCUGACUUGUUUUGAUAGUUCUGUGAGCAUUUUGUCUAGCAUUUUGUUUUUUUUUUCUCCCAUGAGUUGAUUGUUAUUGUAUUAACACUUAUGUGGAAGAAUUAUAUGAUAAGCUGAAUUUUUACAGGCAUUUUGAUUGGCUCUUACUUACUAUAUAUUGGUGGACAGAUGCAUUGAUGAUGUCACCACUUAGAACAUUUUGUUUUUUUAUUGAACAAAACAAAUAGAUUCUAUUUUACAUUAAUUGUCACAGAAGAUGUCAAAAUAUGGCAAGAACAUCAGUGAUAUUCUGCUGCCCAUCGUGUGCUACUUUUUUUCCUUAUCACAACUUGAGAUCAUCUUAAUAAUAAUAGUAAUAACAAUAAUGGUUUAUUAGCAUAUUCAUUGGAGGGAUUUAUUACAAGCUAACUACAAACUAGUUAAAAAUCUAUUACUGCAAAAUUACUAAUAUUGCAUACUGCAUUUUGCAUAUAAAAAUUAUCUAUAGUAGAGCACAGAUGCAUGACAACUUGGAAUCUAUUUGGUAAAUAAAGUGUUUUAAAACAUGUCAGUCACAAAAUACAGAUGUUAUAUUACACUCCUUACUCCCUAAUAGCCUUUUUUCUCUGUCCUCAGGGUGGUUUUGUUUGAAGGUUCCACUGUGGCAAAAUUAUCUUAUAGCUUAGUUUAAUAUUUAAUAUUUAGUUAAAUAUUUUUUAGAGUUGAUAGUUAUAGUGAUGUAGGUUUGAUUUCUUAAUUUUAGACUGGACCAAGAUAGUGGAAUAAUUACUGAUGGAGAUGGUAAAUAUGCCAGUGCAUCAAAAUGCUCAUGGCUAAUAGAAUCCAAAAAGUAAGUUGGUAUCUUUUAGAUUAAUCUUUUCUUUUGACAUUGUGUUCUGCCCAUAAAAGCGUUCAUUCAAAAAGUCAGUUAUCUUAUAAAGCUUCACACUGAGCUUGUAUUCUUAUACUUAUUGUUGCAUUUCCUUGUAGUAGUUGAAAAACUCAAAGUUUCAGAUACCGUAUUUACCUGUGUAUAAGUCGAACCCGUGUAUAAGUUGACCCCCCAUUUUGGAGCCCAAAAAUAAGUUUUUCUUAUUUCUGGGCAAGAAUUUCCUUGAAAAACUAAUCUUAUAUUUCCUAGAAUUUUCUUUCAGGUACUAUGGUUAUAUGAAAAAAAUCACAGCAAGUUUGGACAUGAAGUUUAUUAUUGCAUGUACGCGAGCAAUUUAGCGUGUUUUAGCGACACGUGUAAGCAGCAUUUUCUUCACAAUUUUUGAAAUUAGCUUACAAAAUCAAACAUACUACUUUCUAAUGAACCUUUAUCAUUGUGUAAAGGCGCGUAACAACCAAAACAAAAACCCUGCCAACAAGCAUUUUAUUGGAACACGUGCUAAACAAAGUCCUCGCGCUUGCACGAUACAAAGCUAGGUUACUAAGCAGCAAAACUUCGAAGCGUGAAAUGUGGCUUUCGUCAAGCAGACUUACCUCUUUAUUGGCUGCAACUAUCAGUUCUUGGUGAUUGUGGAUUGUUUGUUUACAUAUCAGACAAUUAUUAUGCUUAUUUGUCCUGAAAGUUUUUUUAUCUCAGAUUUUGACCCAUGUAGAAGUCGAGGGUGAUUUUUUGGACCGAUUUUUAGGCAGUAUAAGGUUGACUUAUACACGGGUAAAUACGGUAUCUGAUGUUCAAAACCUCCUCUUUAAUUUAUGCUCAAGUCUUCUGCCUUCUGCCUUGUUCUGUCUUUGUAGUUUCCUUAUUUCCUUGUGUUAUAAUUAAAUUAUAAUUUAUAACUGGUUGUGACAUGUUUCUAAACUUGCAUGUCAGAAUAAUUCAUAAGAGGAGGUGGGGGAGAGGUUGUACACUGACUUUGCUGUAAUACUGCAUUUUAUUGGUAGCACUCCUGUGGUGAUGCCCAAGUUGUUUUUAUUUGCACUAUUUAUACACCUAGAGAACCAAGAUCUAUUUUGCACUGACAGUGACUGUUUAUAGAAACUAAUUUAGAAUUUAUUUUUAAAAUUUGCAGGCCAAAUAGCACUAUUCAAUUGAAUUUGGAAGAAGUUGCAACUGAGUGUAUUUGGGAUAAUUUGUAUAUUUAUGAUGGAAAAUCUGUCAAAAGUCCUUUAAUAGCCGUGAUAAGGUAUUGAGCAAUGUUAACUGAUAUAAUACACACAUAUGGCAAAGUUCUUUUACCAGACAGAUCAUGACCCAUUCAUCAUAUUGAUUGGAAAUUGCAUUUGUGCUCUUUGGGUCAGGAGUGAGAACAAAACUAAACUCCCUUGUAGCAUGUGGAUGGAAAGUAAGGUGUCUGCAAUACAAUGACCUUCAGCACAACUCUUUGGACACUCUUGACUAAUCUGUUCUGCAUAAAUUUUUCACUGUCAAAAUGUUAUUGUCAAGUAUUGCAAGCAUGGCUUUGUAAACUGUUGACUAUUCCCCAGCUGAACUUUAAGAUUUGCCUUUUCAUAGCAUACAUAUGUUCUCUGUGCAUGGUUCAGUAUUUUUUAACAGAACUGGCUGUCUACCCCACCUUUAAGACUCACCAUUCGAUUACCCUUCUUAGACCCUAUUUAAUUAUGUCAUAAUUCUUGCCAACAGAGAACCUUUAAAACUGACCUUUUAUGUGGAUAUUGUUAUGGCUCUUAAGCAUUCAUACUUCAAGUUGUUAGGCAUGAAAGGUUUUCUACAUGUUAUUUAUACCAUUAUACAGUGGAAUUAUUAGAGAUGCAUCAAAAGACAGAUUCGCUGAUGGUCCGGUGCUACAGUUUGAAGCCAAAUCAGGGGCAGCAUUUCUCUAUUUUUAUAGUGAUAAAUACUAUGUUGAAGAUGGAUUCAGGAUAAGAUAUAGGUAAGCUUUGGUGUUGCUUCAUUAUUUUAGUUGAAGUAUAGCUGUCUGAACUGCACAGGUCACAUACACUCAACAAAGAUCAUACCCUCAGUAGCUCUGGGGUAUGCACUUUUUUUCAGAACUAAGCAGACAGUACAUGGCAUUUGGCAUUCAGUUAGCUUUUGCUGGUGCUUGAAGUUGAAUGUGGGGGUGCUGCUAAUAGGGUGCCCUGCUUUUUUUCCCUUUAGGUUUUGUCAGUUUCACUAGUGUAAUGGGUCAGUACCUGUGCUCUUUCCCUUCUGGCAGGUGGCUGAUAUCAGGGUUGCAUAGACUUGGCAAUAUGUUUGAGAUGUCAUCAAUUUUCUCAUCUUAUUUUCUCUUUUUAGCAUCACCAAAGAUUGUUCAGCAAGAUGCAGUUUCCAUGGCCACUGUGAUUCAAAUGAACUAUGUGUCUGUGAUGCAGGAUGGACUGGUCCCAGUUGUGAUAUUCAGACCUGUAUAACUGAGUGUGUCAAUGGAUACUGUGAUAACAGCACAAGACUGUGUGUGUGUGACUCGGGAUUCACUGGUAAGUUUGAAUUUUUAUAACACCUCCAUUUUCGCUGUCUGUUCAACAUUUUUCUGAGUGUGUAAUUUUCCUACAUGUGUUUUUAUUUUCUCCUAAAUCAAUUGUUUUCAAUCAGGGCUCGAAGUUAACUUUAUAGUCGACUUGCAAAGUUUUGCUGGUAAGAUUUUUUUCCACUAGCAAACUGGUGAGACCACAAGCAAAUUAUUUCCCUUUGAAAUAUUAAUGACCAUAUCUGAUAUAAAGAUUAGAAUUGAUAUUUCGCACAGGCUAUUAAUGAGCUGAAAAGUUUUAUAAAAAAGGUGUUAAAUGUUUGGUCUCCUUUGUCAUUGUCCUGACAACCACCACCUCUCUACUGCAUGUUUGGGAGACAUGGAUGAUUCUAACUAACAAAUGUUUGCUAGUGGAAAUUUUUCUCAUUCGCAGAUUAACAAAAUCACUCGCAUUUUGCCAGUUUGCGAGCUUUAAUUUCGAGCCCUGUUCAAUUGCACGGUCAGUCCUCUUUCUUUCACUUUCGUCAACUGGUUUCAAGUUGGCAACUUUCUGUCUUAAUUUCUGGUUUCCAAACUGUUGCAAUGUACUACAGUAACUUUGGUGGGUAUGUAUCAUGGGCAUAGCUAAGAUUUUUCCGAGGGCAUUUACACCAUGCUACUCCUGGGUUAAGGUAUUCCCUUGAAUAAAUGCCCUGUUGCUUUUUAAUAUUUAAAAAUUUUGGCUAAAAAGAGAGGCAUUAUUGGAAGGAGAGUGCUUAAUUAAGGGGGGUGCUUAUUAUUCUCCAUAACCCAUUCUGCUGAAGUCAAAGCUCAAAAAGUUUUAAUUAGAAACAGGUUUUCCUUAUACAUGUAUCCCUACCAUAAUUUAAGAUUGUGAGGGAGAAGGGGGUGCUUAGUUGACAUUAAUUAAAUACAGUGGGAAUGAGCGCAUAUUUGGGGAAGGGCACUUAUUAGAGCAUGAGCACUUGUUCAAAGGAAUAUGAUUUUUACCAAUCUGCUCUGUCAACAUCUACUCUGUGUUUUAUUUAAAGGCCCAUUUCCAACCUUGAUGCAACACAGUCGUUUGUUUUGAACCACCACUUUUGUUUCAAUAGUGCCUCUGAUUGGUCAGUUAUUUUUACCUUGUCACGUUGUCUUAAAACGAUGAAUUGAAGAGCUUGUCAAAAUGAUUCUGUUUAAAACAGUUCUAUACAUUUUAAUCCGGCAUGGAAUUGGAUGAAUCCAUUAAUUUUGUAGAUUCUGAGGCAGUAAAUGCUUAUGGAUCGGUUGUUCUAAAGAGGAACACAAAAAUCCUUGCGAGUAUUUCGAAGAAGGUGAAAAUGUUGAUCCACCAUGUUUUCAUCCAUUCAUCAAUUUUUUUUAAAUUGAAGUUUGCCAUCCUUGUUAAAUAAGACCAAGGGCCAAGGGUCAGUUGAAGUUUCCUGCCCAUGGAGAGGAGCUUGCGCUUGAAAGAGUGGUCGAGGUCGUUGUCCAUGCAAAGCAGGAAAUAAGAAUUGUAAUGCAAACUGUCAGUGUCACUGACAUUCCUGAAAUGAAGUGACCAAACUUAAAAUAAUUAAACAUCUGGCUGUCCAAUAUUUGUCCAUAUUUCUCUUCAAAAUCCAAAAAAUAUUAAUACGAAAAUGUUCUUUCUUUAUUUAUGAUCCUCAAGUGCUUCCAGGCAGCCUACAAUUUCGAACUUGAUGUUUUUCGCUAACCCUGUAUACAGAGUACAAAGCCAUCCAAACACUUGACACUUAAAAACUUUUCAAUGCCAUGGCAGGACACGGUCCUCAAAUAACUCCAUAUUUCUCUUUGAACUAUACCAAUUUUUCGUUGGAAAAUAUUCUACCUUCAUUUACAAUCCUCGAGUGCUUCUAGAAAGUGAAAAAAUUUCAACGUUGUCCGUUUCGCUCACCUUGUACACAGAGUGCAAAGAGAUCCAAACAUGACACUUAGAAAAUUUUCACUGGACAUGGUCUUCGAAUUACUAAACGUCCGGCAGUCUGAUAUUUUUCCAUAUUUCUCUUUGAAAAAUACCAAUUUCUAUCGGAAUUAUUUUAUCUUCAUUUAGAAUCCUCAAGAGCUUCUAGAAAGUGAAAAAAUUUGAAUGUUGUCCUUUUUGCUGACUCUGUUCUCAGAAUACGAAGAGAUCCAAGCGUGACACUUAAAAAAAAUUUUCUCCAGAUUCUUCUGGACAAAAUUCAAAAUGCAGUAAGGAAACUGUAAAAUGACGAAUGGCAAAUGUAUUUACUGUAAACAAGUUGACUAUAAGUCCAGGAUGGCUCUCGAUUACAAUGAUCUGUGAAUUCGUUUUACAGGAAAUUGGAUCACGGUGCACGUUUUAUCAAGGUUGGAAAUGGGCCUUUAAGUGCUAGGUUGUCAGAUGUGCAUUGAGUUAUGCAUGCUGUGAAGGUUUUUCAGAUUAACGCUUCUUCACUAUUUGUAUGUUGUUUAUCAAAAAACAAGGGAGUCACAUGCAUCCACUGACCCCCAUAAACAAAACCCUACCCCCCUCUCCAGUUUGUUCAUGUAGAGAGGCAGGAGCAUAAUGAUUAGCACAUUGGACUGCAGAUCUGGUGAUCUCCAUUCAAGCCCUGAGGGGAUCACUGUGUUGUGUUCAAGAUCAAAACACAUUGCAGUGCCACUACUUCUCUCUAUCUAUAGGUACAAAUGCAUACUAAUUAAAAGUACAGGUAAGGGAACUGGGUUAAAGGCCACAGGGUCAGGCAGAGGGGAGAGAGAUCCUCUCAAUUGCCUUUUACAGAAAUGGGAGACAAAUAUCAGCAGUUAUGAGCCACUUGGCUACAAAACCAUGAAAAAAGUUUUCUUAACAAACCCAUCUUACAAUCACAGCUCCACUUUACUUGUUGUCUACUCAAUGCAACACAUAUUAUGUAAACCUUGGGAAACAAUAACUUGAAUAUAUUUUACUGGUCAUACAGGUGCCUCUUGCAAUAUUACAGGAGACAGAGGGUACUGGAUACACCAUUCAUCAACAGGCCAAGGUAAGGUUUUGAAGUGUAUUCAGAUAUAAUCAGCUUACCUAGUGGAUAGGAAGUCAACAGUGGUACAUUUGUUCACUUUAAAUUAUUUCUCAUAGCCUUUUUUUUUUUUUUUUUUUUUUUUUUUUUUUCGCAUUUGAUAUACAGACCUAAUUCAAGGCCGAGCAUCUCAUGCUUCUGCUCUUCUGGGUGACUACAUGUGGGUCUUUGGUGGCUAUUCAUUAACCUCAGAGCCAUUUGAGAACCUUAUCAGGUAGAGUACUCUUUUUUGUUAAUACUGAUGCGUCAUGUUGUCACACCUAGAUCAAGGUGGAGUUGUGUCGCUAAAGGAUGGCUGAAUUGUUUUUAGUGAUGACUGUGCAUUAGGGUUGAAGGGAGAAAGUUUAUGAGAUGGGUCUUGAUCUGUUGAGUCAACAUAAGUAGAAGUUAGAGAACAAUUUUCUCCUUUUUGAUAGGCAUAACCUGAAGAAAUUUUCACACUGGUAGAGCAAUCCUUUUACCUGUUGAAUUUUCAAGAAUUGUAAGCAUGUUAGGUGGUCUCAAGAAGUACAUGUGCUUCAAGGGCAGCAAAUUUUUACUGGUUACCUCCUGAAAAUGAGAAUGGUCAGGGAGCAGAACUAGAAUGUACAACUGUACUUCAAAGUGGCAUUGAUGGAGCCAAUCAAAAAAUGAGAUUAAGAAAUAAGUUUCUGAAUUCUCUUUAGAUAUACCCUGCAGAACAGGUGGAUUGGCAUACUGAAGGGCAAGAAUGCAUUACACUCAUUCUUGUGCUUUGCGUACACUUGUGUAUCACACUUCAGCCCCGCUAAUUUGCUUGUUCUGUAGGCUACCUUGGAUAAAGCUGAAUGUUAAAUGUAUCAUUAUCCAAUAUUUGCAUUUUCCAGAUAUCACAUUCCUAGUGACAGUUGGCAAGUAAUAUUGCCAGCUGUCAAUUCAACCAGGGGUCCAUCCAGGCGUUAUGGUCACUCAAUGAUUGCUUAUAAUGUAAGUGCCAGUGGUUAUUUAUUGUAUAUUGCUUUGAAAAAGAAUUUUUUAUUCAAACAAGUAGAUUUCUAGUCUCACAAUAAAUCACACUCCAGUUUAUUGAUCAUGGAUAACAUCAAAAUAAAUGGUCACAGAAUAUUGGUAUGCACAUGCAAAGAUGUCUACAAAUAAUCAUAUUAUAAGAUAAGAUACUAUAACAUUUGUAAUCAUUUAAGAUAUUUUAUAUUUAUUAAUUUGUGUUCCCUCGCCAUUUAAUUUACUUCAUACAAUCCACCCUUCUCUCCUUAGUAUUUCCCUCUAAGUUUAAAUUUAAUGAUAUUUUGCAUAGGCCAAAGGUUGAUAGUCGUGUUUUACUUAAUGCCUGUUCAGGUUUCAGUCAGUCAAUUAUUCAAUCCAUUAUUUUUACUUUUUUAUGUUUGUCUGUCUGUUCAUUUAUUUUUCUCUCAUUCAUUCAUUUAUCAUUUAUUUGAGAGUGUGACCAUUGUUUAACCAACCUAACCCUAUGAGUUUCUAAUUUACAGUCAUUCUGAUGUUCUGUAUAAUUAUUUUAUUUUCACAGUCAACCCUGUAUAUAUUCGGUGGUAGAAUAGGAAAAAAAGCAACCAAUCAACUAUGGUCUUUCGAUACUGAAAAGCUAGAGUGGGACUUGGUAACCAGUGAUGGUGAUUCCCCUCUUUACGUCGCUGGACACACAGCUACUCUGGUUGACUCCACAAUGAUUGUCCUGUUUGGUUUUGGACCCAAUAGAGGCUAUACAGACAGAGUUCAAGAAUUUGACUUGGGUAAAAUACUUUCAAUUGUGCAUCAGUCAAUUUUGCCCAUACCUAGAAAUUAUAGCCAAUUACAGACAAGUGGAGUCAUUUUAAGCUCCUUUACAUAGCUGUUUCAGAAGCAUUAUUAUCAUGCACAGUUAAUUUUGUUGGUGAAGCCACCACAUGUAAAUUGAACUUUCUAUCCAAAACAGCAUGUACAUACAACAGAAGCCUUGAAAACUGUUGCCUAAACUGAAUUCUGCUUUGUACUCAAAUUGUUUGUUUGUUUGUUUGUUUUUUGUCUUUCCAGUGAUAAUUAAAUGUGAUUAAAUUGCCAGCCUGUUCCCCUGCUUUGAGGUGUAUGGCCCAAUGUAUGUCCCAAUGUAUGUGCUGGUUAUGGGGACAUUAUUUGAACUAAGGGCUCGCAGACAAAAGUGAAAUCCAUUACAUGUAGCAAGCACACAAUCUUGUUGGAUUAAUACUGAUUUUUAAGUUGUAAUAAUUCUAACAUGAUCAUAAAAAUAGUGUUAUAAUUGUGCUGCCAACAUGUUACUUUUCUUUUUAAUUCUAUUUACAGAGACUGGAAAAUGGAGCAUAUACAGGACUCCCACAGAGAUUAUUGCCCCAUCAUAUGGACACAGCAGUGUUUAUGAUCCAGUGGGGAAAUUAAUCUACGUUUACGGUGGGAUUGCCUCAGUGGGUUCUGAUAAGCUCUCUACUGCACUGACAUCUUAUGAUCCAAAAGCAAGGAUAUGGUAUGUUCCUGUAAGAGGAUUUGAACAGAAUCAUGUGCCAUGUACAUGUACUUAUUAGGGGAGUCUUAAAACGUUUUUUCUUUUUUCCUCGAGAGUUCAGUAAUAAAUUAUUCAAUGGCAGAGCUCAGUAGAGUAAUUAAUGUACCAUUGAACGUUUUAUACUAACCCUUUACACCUUAACAUCAGUAUCCAUAUUCUCCAUACUCUUCUCUAUACAUUUUAGGAGAAUAUCAUUGUUGAUCAAGGCUUCCUAGCUACUGUAGGUUCUAGGUUUGUGAUCAUAUCCUUUAUUCCUGUGACCAAAAUCUUUGAUUCAGAGUUGAUAUUGUAAGGGGAAAUUGGAUGCUUGUCACUCCUAGAGAUUAAAGAGUUAAUUUUUUUGUGAAACCCUAUUGUAGGAAAUCUCUCAGAAACAGCAGUUUUCCUCGCUUUCUGCAUUCUGCUGUUUUACUGGGUGACCUGAUGUUAGUAUUUGGUGGUAGUUCACACAAUGGUACAUCACAGGGGCAGUCUAACUUUCCGUGCUUUUCCAUGGACUUUGUUGCAUACAGCUUGAGUAAGUUGAGUCAAUUAUAUGUACCAGGUAAACUUAUACAGUUAUGUAUCUUAUGAUCCCUUUUACAUCUAUCAGGGUUCAUAUCAGGUCUUGAAUGACCAAAAGAAAGAAAAUGGAAAUCUGCUGGCCAAAUUUAAAGACCUUGAAAUGUCCAAAAAUGUAUAUAAGGCAAUGAGGAAAAGGGAAAGAGUUCUGAAGUUUCUCUUUUCUGAGCUGAAAAAAGUUUUGUUGCUGGGCAGUGUCUCUAUAAGAUUGUUGAAUUUCAUUUAAAUUACCCUGACCCACGAUGUUUUAUUUGUCAGGGUGUUUUUCAAUGUAUUUUUCUGUGCAGGGCAGACAAUUUAACUUCCAGUUAACCUGGAAAAUGAAAACAAAUUUGAAUUGCUCACAUAAUAUUCAACAUAUUAUUGAUACUGUGUGAUGUUUCAGCCUGUGAUGAGUGGAAGAGGAUGCCUGAGUCAGGACUUUUAAAAUCUGCUGGACGUUAUGGACACACUGCUGUGCAAGUCAACAGGUAAAACAGGAUUGUAUAGAACAAACUGGCAAUGACUUUUUGGCAGUGGGAAAUUGUGUUCAUGUAUGAUGUUAAAAGAUGGAGUCUUUGAUAAUCCUAUCAUUUAUAAUUUUUAUCAUGACCAAAGAAUGCCUUUGGUAUAUUUUUUUUAAUGUUGCAUCAAUGGUAAAUUUUCAAUUUGGAGGCUGAAUUCAUGUCUGUAGGUUUUAUGUUUCAAUUUUAUCGUGUUCACCCAUGGCCAUGAAAUGACAUUAGUUGACUCAAAAUUAAAGGAAACGUUUUCAUUGAAUUACAAUAAUUAUGAAAAUUUACCUUGUUAUAAAAAGUUCAUUAUUCUAGCUGUACACCAUCAUUAAAAAAUUAUUUUCUCUCUGAUUACAGAACCAUGUAUGUUUUUGGAGGAUUUCAAGGGGUUGUCUUUAGUGCCAUUUUAUCAUUCACUCCAGGUAGUUAAGUGUAACUCACAUCCAGUGUUAUGUGAAGUCAAUUUUAAAAAGUGUAAACAAUAAUGAAAUACAAAUUUUGAUUAAAAGUGCAAUUGAGCUCACCAAAAUGAUUUGAUUUGGUGCCCUUGUUCCAGUAAGCACCCCUUCUCUUGUGAGCCCCCCUGGAAUUUGUAUUUGUUAAAAAGCACCCCUAAGCUAAAAAGUGCCCAUAUUUCAUGUACUCUUAAUCCAGUAAGAGCUCCUAUUCUGUUUCAGUACUGUGAUAGCACUGCUAGAGUACAUUCCCUACCAUUACUAUGAAAAUAUUCACUACAGAUUUGUUAUUCAACAGUUUCAGCUUCUGUUCCUUUUAAUAAACAUCAAAGCUCUUCUUUGCAAACACUACUGUUUCUCAAAAUAGAAAUAGGCACCCUGACCAUAAAAAGUGUCCUCUCUGGAGCUGCAGUGAGCAAAUAAGCACCUGGGUGCAAAGUCAGAUCAUUUCAGUAUUAAUAACAAAAAAAGUUUUGUUGAAUAAUUUGUCAUUUGACUUAAUAAGCAAGGCCCUACAAAUAGUGCAAUGAAGUUCAACUUACUAUUUGUAAAGCAUCUACAAAGUGUAUGCUUGUACAUGUGAAUUUUUUGAUGUAAUAAAGUUCUUCAUUUUAAGUACAUAAACAUGCAUGUGCCACUUACUCAAGGCCUGUGCUGUGAGUUAUGGAACAAGUUUUUUGCCCUUGGAUUUAUGACCCAUGUGCAAACUAAGAUCCAUAACAGUAUCAGAUGAGUGAUGGUUAUGGAAUAGCGAUGGUCAUCAAUAUUGAUUAGUUAUUGGCACAUAAGUCUGAAAACACAAUUUAAAAGAAAACUGAAUAAUCAGACCUUCAUUAAUUUUGUUCACAAGAGAUAAGAAUCAAUGGCAAUUAGUGAAUAGAGAAUUCUGGGAACAGAAACAGGUGUUGACUUUGAUAGGUUUUUUCCUUGCUAUGACUAAUGACACCAUACUAAAUGACUGAGAGAUGUACAUGUUAUGAUUAUUAAUUUUGUUUUAGGACCUUGUGAUUUGAUUAAGGAUAAAGAAACGUGCCAAAACCACUUAAACACAUCUGAGUGCGUAUGGAAUGACUCCACCUCUUUGUGCAUUGGACCAGAGAGUUGUGUACAGCCAGAGGUCACAGGUAACUCCUUCACUGAAAUAUCAAUUUGAACGGCCUGACCUACCCUUAAAUUCAGUUAAGGAGAAUAUUUUCUUGACUCUAACCUUGAAUAAAAACCCAGCAACAGUACUUGUACUUUGUUUUUUUUUUUUUUCAUUAGUUUGAUCUCCUCCAAGGCUUAAUUUUAAUCAAACAUGUAAUUAAGAAAUGGUUUUUAGUGAAGUAAUCUCUUGUGCAUUUAGCAGCAGUAACUGACAGUAUGACUGUCUAGAAACUUGCAUAAACAUGAAUUCAUCCAUUUGUAAUUCACAUCAAAGGAGAAUGAAUUGUAUUUUUCAACUUAAAACUUUUCAUUCUGGUAGAGUGCAAUAUGUGCAUUGUGCAAUACAUUCUUUUAUCAUCCAACUGCACCAAGAGGAGUACAAAUAGUUACACAAAUUGAGUACAAAAAUCCUGCGCUAUAUUGUAUGGUUAUUUUCUACUGUAAAUAGCCAAUCUGGUGUAAUCUUUUCCCUCCUGAUAAGAAAAGCAUGGUGGUUAGUAUUGCUGAAUAUUCCACUCAUUUUUUGUAUUUUGACUCGCCCUGUGGGCUUGUCAAAAUAUUUCUGGACUUGUAAGAAUGCCCAACAAAACCUCACACCCAAAGAGAUAAGAGAUAUUUUUUGUAGUGCACUAUAAUUGUUUAAAAUUUACCAAGAUUAAGGUAGGGGUUAUGAUCACCCAGUAAAUUGAAUACGUGAGAAUUUUGUUGCACAGAUCAGUUUUCCAUUAAAGGUCUGUUACCCCCAGUGGACUCCCAAACAAUUAUUAUGUGUGUGGGAAUUGAAUUUUUCCUUGUUUAAAUUUAGUGGAAAAAAAGUGCUCAGAAGUGAAUGACAGUUGUAGUAGAUGUACUUCCAGUUUACAUGGCUGUUCAUAUUGCGAAGGAAUAUGUGUGAAAGGAGCAUGUCCUGAUGGUCAGGUUUGUACUUAACUCUUUACAACCUAACAUUAGUAAAGCUAUUCUCCAGAAUUUGUUUAACAAUCAAGAGCUUCUUUCGUUGGUGAUCAUUUCUGCUACUUUCAUGAUCUCAAAUGAAUAAUUCAGCAGUGUUAUUGUAAGGAGAAAGUACAGAAUGAUGUUAGUCACUCGCACGGGUUAAAGGGUUAAUGAUGUUUUGAAAUUAAUCAAUGACCUUGUGAUGAUUUGAUUUCCUGUUUUAAAUCCCUUAAAUGUUUUUUCUUCUCUUUAAUAGAAAAAAAUUGAUUCUCCAGCAAAGUGUGAUAAAAAGCAAACAUCAUACAAGAAAUGUGAAGGUUUGUGAUUAAUUCUAGUCUAUCUUUCUUAGUCAAAUUUGUAUUUAUUUUUUUUGGUAUGGUUUUCUUGUUUGCAAUAAUUGUCUUUGCUGAUAUGGAAAGUAUUGUGUUUACCAAAGAGAAAGGCGGAUUUAAUAUCAUUAACUUCCACCAAAAGGGAGGGUAGUUAAAAAUUUCACCAUGGAACAAUAAUUCGAGGUAGGGCAACCAGUGAGGGACCAGGCUAUUCUGUUGGGGAGAGGAUGAAUGACAAGGAAACUGGACACAGUUACCUGGUUGUUCAGCUUUUUUCCCUUGAAGAGUCUUGUGUUAGGGCAUGGAAACAAAAUUACUAAGCUAACAGGGUUGUCUAAUGUACAUGUAGCCUUACACUGGGAUAAAACACAAGGGAUCAUAUUUGGUUCAUACUUUUCCACACAGGGCAGUGGAUACACGGUAGAGUCUCACGUUCAAAAAUAUAAUUCUUACAGGUUCAAAUUGUAAAGAGAAGUCUUGCCACAAAUCGACAUCUUGUGAAGAAUGUGCAUUAGGUUGUAUGUGGUGUGAGUCACAGAAGCUCUGUGUGGCUAACAAUGCCUACACUGUGAAUUUCCCUUUUGGCCAGUGUCGUGGUUGGGUCCAAGGGAAGUGUUCAAGUUAGUAUGCACUAACAGUUAUAUCUGAGAGGGCUAGCUACUAUUAUUGACUUUGUUAACUCUCAAGUGAAGUAUUGAAUUAAGCUAAUAAAUUCUGACAUUAGGCAGUUUGUAGAACAAUAAGGAGACAUUUUGCCGCAAAUACAAAUUAAACUGAACAUAAGCUUGUGCUGGAUAGAUCAAAGUUCUCAUUAUUGGCUAAAUGGGAGAAUGCAGAGUGAAAAUUGAUUUUGAGGGGUGGUAAGAGAAGUUUUAUUGUAUGAUACUGUGCACUUGCCUUUAUCUUGUUUUACUUGUGAAGCUGGUGAAGAAGCGCCAAAGUUUUUAGACAAGUUUUAAAUUUUAUGGCUGGUUCAACAAACAGGGCCCUUUUGAAGAUUUUAAAAAGCAAGCAAACAAGAAACGAUCAAAACAAAGGCGCACAGUAUUUCCCUAAAGCCCUGUCAACUGAAAGACACCACUGAUUAGCCUUAGCUGAAUUUUAACUUUUUUUUACUAAAUUUCAGAUGGCCAUAUUUAAACAUUUAAAACUACGUUGUGUUAUGUGGUGAUUUUUAGUACCUUCUUCUUGAGAUCCUUGAUCACAAACAUUUCUCUUCAGAAUAAGGUCCAUUUUACUUUACUUUUGUCAUCCUUUGCAUUUGUGUUUGCUUCUAUAAAGCUGUGCGCUGUUCCGGCAUGAAGACCUGUGCUGACUGCCACACCCUUCCUGGUUGUGGCUGGUGUGAUGACGGAUCAGGGACUGGGUUGGGGCAGUGUAUGGACGGAGGAGAUGAUGGCCCUUUUACUAAACCAACAAACUCUUCAAUGAACCAAUGCCUAGCAGACCGCUGGUACUUUAUGAAGUGUCCAGGUAGAUUUAACCUUGACACCUUAACAUUAGGAUGCAUAUUCUUUAUACUGUUCCCUAUACAUUUCCUAAGGUGCUGUUAAGGAGAAUUUGUUUAAUAAUCAAGAACCUCUUGACUGAGUUGGUGAUCAUUUCCUUUAUUCUCGUGACCAUAAUGUGUGAUUCGGGGUUUUAUUGUGAGGCGAAACUAGAUGAUCAUCACUUUAAGGGGUCAAAGGGUUAAGAAACGGUUGCCUUGUUCUGAACGUCAUUCCCCUGAGUGUGCCCUUCGCAUUUUUUCAGUAUUUAUAACACUAAGUGGUCCACGUUCUCGGCUGCUGCACGAAAUAAAACUCCACUUAUUUUUGUAUUACAGUAAGCUCCAACUUACUCACACUGGUGGACUGUGUGAAUGCGUCAUGUUGAAGAGCACGAGUUAUGUUUGAAUCCAAAAUGCUCUUCUCCUCUCCAAGUUAUAAGUUUGUUGAUUGAUUCCUUACUAAACAAGAGCCCUUUGUAUUCUUGUAUAGAUUGCCAGUGUAAUGGACACAGCGAAUGCAUCAAUAAGAACAUCUGUAAAAAGUGCGAGCAUCAGACGGACGGUGAGUUAAAACUGCCUCUUGAAGCCACGGAAAAACGUUUUCCUUUUUUUAAACUCAAGUUGUCAGUUACGCCAGAUUGUUAAUCUUAUUAAUUUUGUUCUAUUAACUGGAUUGAUAAUGUGAAAUGGCCGCUGAAAAGAAUUCCUAAAGCUUUAGAAACUCUUUACGGUGGCCAAAUUACAUCAUCCCAGUUUAUUAAACCAAAUUAUCCUAUGAUACUUCAUCGAAGCAGCAACACAGUUUCUUUAAUUAGAUACUUACGGAUUGGGUGUCGCGAAAAACUGAGCCCAAAUUUUUUUAGUUCGAUCUUGGCAAUUCCCUUUUUGGCUUGUCCUGCUCUCUUUUUUUUUUUUUUUUUUUUUUUUUUUGUAUUAUCAACCUUAUAUAUAUUGUUUUCUUUUAAUUUUACGUCACUAGAUUUAGUAUUUUUUUUAUAUUUUGUAUAACUUAAAUUGUUGCCGUUUUACUGUUUUGCAGGGCCUCAUUGUGAGGUGUGUGCGGCUGGUUAUUUCGGUGAUGCAAAGAAUGGUGGAAAGUGUGAAGGUACUGUAAAUCGUUUCUAGUUCAUUGUAGUUAUUAAUAGUUGAAGAACUGCAACCUUCUUCCUCAAAGAUGAUUGAGAGAAAAGCAGAUGAAUCGUGAUCUCACAAUACAACAACGUGUAGAUUUAAGAUCUAUUCUUCCGACAUUCUCGAGGAGGAACAGCGAAAAUGGGACGCAGUGAGGUCUAGGAUAUCUGGGUGAGAUUAAAAUGUGACCCUGACACAACUAUUCGUUCAGGGUCGCGCCUCAAGUUCGAGAAACUAACAGGGGUGGGGGCAGAUAUUGGGGAGACUCAUCGGUGAAAUGACACACUUAUCCAAAAACACGCUAAGGAGCGUGCCACAAAUGUUCGAGACACUGGGGUUUGAGAUCUCAGGGAAAAUUUAUAGUGACUCGGAGACGCGCGUUAACCUCAACACUUGGUUCGCAUGCGGAGUUUUUCAGGUUACUGAAGAUGUCAAAAUUUAGACGGAAUUUUUGCUUUUGCUAUAGUUAAUUUUUACGGAUCGAGAACAAUUUAUGAAAUCGGAAAAUAUUGGUACCUGCAAAAGUUCCAUGUAACACAAUAGUGAAAAAAGCGUGAUUGUCUUGUUCAUCUUGUCUCUAGCUUGCCAAUGUAACGGUCACGCGGACACAUGUGAUGAUAAGACUGGAGUCUGUGAUUGUUUUGACCGUUAUGUGACUGGGGAUAACUGCGAAAGGUAAGUUCAGUCGUUGCUUACAAAAUGUCUCCUUGCGCUUGAAAUUCUUCGUACCAAAGCAAUUUUACCAAGCAUUUCUCGCUGUGGAAUUGAAAGAUUGUAACCUGAUUUACUCUUUCACAGAUGUGACGACGGAGUUCGUUCCACGGUGAUCGUUGGUAACGCAACAAAUGGCGGUCACUGUUACAGUAAGUUAUUUAAUUUUAUUAAAGAAAGAUUUCCUUCUAAUUCCUAACUUACUUAGCGGUCAUGCUAGACCAAUCUAUUCGUGUUUGUAACGCUCUUCUCAGUUCAAAGGCAGAGGCAACGACUGCUUGACGAGCCAAAAACAAAAGCAAGCAAAAACACUUUUUUCCUUCAUAACAGUAACGAGUCUGUGAGAGAAAUAUAGUUUUUAUCCUUAUUUCACUGGGAGUAUUUAAAUCAGAUUGCAGUCCAUCUUGUGUGCAUCUUGCAUGCUGAGUAAGCCUGCCUGGCUGGAUUGUAAAAGCAGAGGAAGACUUUGGAAAGGAAGAAAUUCACUCGGAAAAAAAGUGAUGUUAAAAAGUAUUUUAUUCAACACCUCUCCCCUUAAAUUCAAACGAAGUUCCCUCCAAGCCAUCUGCACUGGAGACUAAAGCUGAACAAGAGAAUGUAAACUGAGGUUAUAAUCUCUUGAGCUGAGGUAUUACUCUCAUAAAAUUGUAAACUCACUGGUAAGUUAAUGCGCUUAAUAGAAACACCACUGCAUAUUUGUUUGGUAGAUAAACUCAACAGUAAUUAUGAAUACACGUACAAUGUGUCCAACAAGACAAGAAUAAGCUUCCUCAACAUUCCUGAAAAGGUGAGCUGAUCUCUGCAGUUGCUUCUAACAUUUCGGUUCCACAAAAAAACCUUUUGAUCUGUUAAUUUUAGAGGGAUGACAUUAAAAAUCUAUAGGUAAUCUGUGGCGUUGCUGCUCUCGAACCAUUCUCCUUUCAACUAGGAGACUGUUAAACCCUUUUGAAACUCCUUUAAAGUGGUAAAAAUGGAUUUUCUUGCAAAAAUUUAGCAGUUUUUAUAUGAUGAGAAUUGCCAACCUAUACAAGCCAGAUGGUGUAAUAGAUUAAAAAAACUUUUUGUGAAGGUAUCUACAAAGGAGUGAACAAUAGCUUAAAGGAGAAUUUUGAAUGAGGUAUUGGGAGUUUAAGUUAUCAUUGUAAAUGGACUUUGCAGAAAAAUGCGAAAAUAUUUCCUCACUUUUCAUAAUGAGAAUAUAGAGAUUAAUAUUUUUCCGAAGAAAAAUGAGAGUUAAACCUUGUAUUACGUUGAGGGACGUUGUCUAAGCAAAAUAAAUUUCCAAUUGGCGGUUUCUUGAACUUCUCAACCGGUAAAAGAUUAGAUUAGUUUUCACGGUUAUCAGUUUAAUUUGUUAAAAAUUCUUUAAAACAGCAAGUUAACUUCCUUACAGGACGACAUCGAUGUGGAAAUUACUGUGAGAGUCAAAGAGGGCAAGUCUGCACUAAUGAAUUUGUCGUACAGCUCAGGUUAGCUGAUAGAGAAUCGCCCAAUACUAUCACAAGUAUUAUAGUUAAACAUACGACGGCGUUCUUUAGUGCUUAGCUAGCAAGGGAGGGUAUCAGUGUCAAUAUAUGCUUCUACAAUGGCUGAGUUACUCGACGGCAGCGAGAAUAAAAGUAAGUUUCAGUUUCAGUCGAAAGUUUCGACCCUGAGAAAAGAAGACGAACUAGCUCCAAUGCUGCUCUCGCCAUGUCGGCCCAAGUCACGUCGCCUUCAAGCUGCUUGAUUUCGCCCCCAAGUGCAAUCACGUCGCUCUAAGUUGAAUUGACUGAAGCUGUUCAAUAUCAUCUUGAUGCUACCGACAUUUUUAUUAAAAAGACAUACCUUUUUGCAAUCUUUGCAGUAAGAUUGAUCUUAUAUUUGUUUAUGAUUGUUUGUGUUUUUGUCUGCAUUUGAAAGCAAAAAGCUUAGCUACAUGUAUGUCAGCAUUGGAGCUCUCUUGUUAUUUUGAUCAACGUUCAAUGAGUUUGACUUAUAGAAUGCUCUCUUUCUCUCACAGAUGCUUUGGAGGAAGAAACGCUCGUGCAAUCUCGGGAAAUAGGGUCCUACCAGCAAACCUUCUCAUAUGGCGUCUUUCCGUUUGGCCGCCGGGACAAAUUCACCUUUAAGGUUCACAUUUUUGACAUCAAAGGAUUCAUUACCCUUGAGGUAUGUCCUGAUAAACUCACUUGGAUUAACUUCUCAAAGAGAUCUGCUUUUUAGGUUCCGUGUGUCAAAGUUACUUUGUCAUGUAGUUUUAUUUCUUCUUAUCCUUUACUGUCACACCCUCAUCCUUCAUCUUUUCUUUUAUAUGCCACUGGGUAUGCUAACUAAUUUUAUGCGUUUGGAAAAUGUUUUUUAGAUUGCGUUCCUCCAGAGUCGUAAGUUCCUGAUUCUCAACUUCUUUAUUACGUUUUUCGCGUAAGUAGAACUCUUUCUAGCGCUUGUUUUUUUAGGAUACUGUACAAUUCUUGUUGUUUUAUCAUCCCUUCUAGCUGCUACUCAUUUCCUUGUAAAAUAGUUACGGGAAUUUGGUCUUAGAUCAAGAUAACUACUUAAAUGUGAAUGUGAAUAUUCAUAUUACCUGUUUGCUGGACAGUGUAUUGAUAACAAAUUAUAGGGAGAAGUUAGGACAUCGUUUCGAAGUUAGCUCCUUAUUAGUUUGUCGACUAUUGCUUCAAAUUUCCUGCGUUGUUAAAGAAGAGAGAAUUUCUGAAGGGGAUGUGAGGGGUGGGAAUUCUUCCUUUAUCCUAUAAACAAGUUUGGGGUGUUUUUUUUUCGAGAUGGUCAUUUUUCCUUUUUUAUUGCAGCUGUUUCUUUUCCCUUCUGUUCGUGGUGGCCCUUGCGUGGAAGAUUAAAGUCAGAUAUUCAAACUAUGUCAUGGCUCGGGUAAGAAACCUUCCGGCGCGCGUACUCUUGAAAGUUUACGGUUUCUUGAAAAAUAAUGCUACCAAUUAUUGUAUCGAGCCGAACUGUUAGAACCGUUUUUUUUUUUGCUCUUACCAUCCAGUUCUUUCGAUUUAAUUUAACUUCAGUUCCAAACCUAUCGGGAUCUCCUUAAACACGAAGGUUAUGAAGCGAGAGAAAACAAUUUAAAACCAAUGUUUCUGCCUUUCGUGCUAAAUAAAGACCCAACCCUGACCAGUUGUACCGAGGUUUGUCGUUGCACUUACGAAAUUGUGCGAGAUAAACCUACUUUUUUAAUGUUUUCUCUGACCACACUAAGUUUAAUUCCAAUCAGUUGACUGAUGAACGCAUUUUUUACUCGCAGCAUCGUCAUGAAGAGAUGAAACUAAUGGCCAGCCGACCAUUUGCCAAAGUGGGCUUGGCUCUCACAGAGCCAGUUCAACUAGAAACAAAGAAGGUAGGUUUCAUUAGCACGUUCUAUGUUUGUUGUUUGUGAAGUUUUGCUGAAGAUUAUCACCCCAAUUACCUAGCAAUUUAUCGGUAAUUUCUCCUGUGGUCUUGAGAUUAAUGAUGGUAAUAGGACCGAGUGGAGUCCAAUUCUGUCUGUAAUCAUACAAGUGAUAAACAAAAUCGGACGAGCGCGAAGCGGGAGUCAGAUUUGUUCAUCACGAGUAUGAUUACAGACAAUUGGACAACACAAAUUCCUGUUACCAAUUAAUCAAAACUAUGACAAAAUUUGAGAAAGGAACUUGUCAUCGGUUAUACGUUUUCAUAAAAAUACAACAGUUAACUCGGCGAAAUGCGAGACAACAGCGCGCACACAUGACGCGUUUUGUCCACUUACACAGGCUUGACGUAUUAACUGUCCCCACAAUUGUCCUAUUGCAGUGUCCAAUUACAAGCAUGACGCGUACACUGUCCUAUUAGUGCUCAAAUAGGGCUGGUGAUAACCAAGCACGUUCGAGAAUUUUGUUAUAGUUUUGAUUAAAAGCGUUUGUCAUGGAGACAGAUGUUCCUUUGGCUAUGGUUGACUUGUCGCUAAAGUAAUUCAGGACUGUUUUGGUUUACUUCACGUCACCCUUUGAUUUACGGUUACCAUUUACUCCACCAAUUAUAUGCGAGCUCAAAUACACAAUCCUAAUUUGGUUCUUCUCUCUUUUGGUGUUGAUCAUGGCUAUUACCUUCGAAUUCUCAUUGUUUUGUUUUCCUCUUUUCGUCAACUGGUCACGGCGCAUAACGGAAGCUGCGCUUUAUAUCGACAUCUCAUUGUUUCCAAGUGUUGUUCCGUCGUUCCUGUAACUGGCACAGGCACUCCCAAAGGCAUCAACCGACUAUUUCUUGUGCGCGAUACAUACUAAUACUUGCUUGGUCACCUUUUGAAGAGUGCCGCCUCUUUUCGCCAUGUUCUCAAAUUAAUAUGUCUUUAUUUUUGGUACAGAAACCACUAUCGGCUAUUGCUAUCCAACCAACGGAAAAUCACGAAGCUGACGUGGGAGUGUUCGUGAUGAGAUUACCGGGAUCAGAAAAUGGCUUCACUCCUGUUGGUCAGAUGGGUGUGUGCUGCGCAACCGCGCUGAUUUCACGCGGGCAAGUGACUACCCAGAGUCUUCACAUGCCUGUGAUGAAAGAGACAGUUGUCAAGAGAUCUAGUAUGGUCAGGAGCUGUUGUAUGUGAAGAUCUUGGCGGACGUAGGCUGAAUGAAUCUGCUUUAUUUUAAAUCCCCUAUUGAAACUGACGGGUGCCCGAGAAUUACCGAAGAUUGCUACAUUCGAAAAAAAAAAUUCCUUAGUAUGAUGAGCACGUCGACGUCUGCGGAAAACAGUUCCCGGAAUUGAGAGGUUUUAAACGAACCACUCUUGUUAUCGUGUUCCUAUUUGAAACGAAUCAUAAACGUCUCAAAAGACAGCUGGGUUUGAUUAGGGGCGUAUCGUAUGUCAUUAAAUUUUUGAAGUGAGCAUUGUUCCGAGGGUCAUUAGGAAUAGCUACAUUAUUUUUUAUUGAAUCUCAAAGUGAAGUUGCUCGCAAAAUUGUGUAAAUACAAGCCAAUAUCGAUCACCUGCUAUAAUUAUAUGUAAGCUCCUUAAAAUGGACCUGGUCGUCAGGAAAUUCCUGAUUGCUCCAUACGACAUUAGCUGAUAGGCCCCUAGAGAUCACAUGAUAGAUUGUCUGCCGUGGCAGUGCCAGUAACGUACAGAAAAGUCGAACCUUUUUUUGCUUUUUGCAGUGCGUUAUUUGCUAUCUAGCGUAGCAGAAGUUACUUCUUAGUGCUUAUUGGUCAAACAACAGAUCAUAGAACCAUUCCAAAACAAUCGUGAAGGACAUGCAACAUAAAUAAAUGAUUGUACGUUUUUAUGUCUCUCGUUUGUGAGACCUUUGAGAACGCAAUAACUGCCUAAACCAAGCCUGACGUACGUCUAAUGAUUCAAAAUAUAGCCUGUAAUGACGUACUCUAUCAAAUGAGUUAAACUAAGAAUUCGGAAAUUUAUGAGAGGAUCAUUCUCUCGCUGUACAGGUGCCAUUUCUUUACGCACGUAACUUAUCUAUAGCAUUAUUAUUAUGGAAACGUUGAGAUUGUUAUCUUCUAUCAUCACCA
This is a messenger RNA of Pocillopora meandrina, 23295 nucleotides long. Lineage: Eukaryota; Metazoa; Cnidaria; Anthozoa; Scleractinia; Pocilloporidae. The record is from the annotation of a GenBank genome assembly.